AUGGCUUCAAGUGUGCCUUCAGACUUAGAUGCAUCUUUCAUAUUGGUUAAUGAUGACUACGUUCCGUCGUCGUCAGCUUCAACAGGGACUCGAAUGCCUGGUGCGGUGCAAUUUACGCAUUUAAAGUCAACAUUGCUUAGUCCUGCAACACCAUCGUACGCUCAUGAUUGGUCCCCUAGUGGGACUGGAGGAAAACUGUCUCAGCAUGGUCGUCACUUCAUUGAUGCUCACGGGAGAGUCUGUCACUUGCGCGGUGUCAACCUCUCAGGAAACUGUAAGACUUCGCUUCCUUGUCACAUGGGAAGCGGUGGAACAUGCCGGACCUGGAGAAUAUGACUAUGACUACCUCAAUUAUCUCAAGCAGGUCCUAGCCCUCCUUCCUCAAUAUGGCCUCUCUUGCUUCGUUGCGCUUUAUCAAGAUGUCUGGUCAUGGUACUCUGGUGGCAGUGGAGCACCGACGUGGACAAUAGAGUCUGCAGGCUUUGACUUAGAUGCACUAGAAGAAUCUGGAAGUGCUUGGUUGAAUGGUCUGCGAGUGAAAACUGCAGAAGGCAAAUAUGAUGAGGAAGAUCGAGGAAUGGUGAAGCCGGAAGAGAGGGGCCUAUGGCCCACUGGGUAUCAGAAGUUGGCUGCUGCUACAUUAACGACCUGUUUCUGGGCAGGAGAUACAUUUGCGCCUAAGGUCAAGGUCAAACGCAGGACGAAAACUGGAAACGAGGAGGACGUGUCAAUACAACAGUUCCUGCAGGACGACUUUCUUAACAUGUGGGAAGUACUUGCUGAUGCUGUUGGUCACCUUUCCGGGGUGCUGGGCUUCGAGAUCAUGAACGAACCUCAUCAUGGAUACGUUGAGCUUCAGUCUAUGUACGGGUGGGACUACAAUACCGAUCUUCACCUUGGCGCUAUCCGUACGUUCCCUUUUGUAUUACUCAAUUAUCUCAUCAUUAACAAGCCGUGUCCCGCACCCAUCAGCCUCGCCUCUCCACUCCUUCACUCUCGGAGCGGGGUAUCCAACGACCGUUCCUCAUUACACACGUUCAUUCCCCAUGCCUACUCGACACACGUCCUCCGUUACGCUCAAUACCACUGGUCUGUAUGGCGAGAGGAUGGUGUUACGGAAGGGAAGUGCAUAUGGGAAAUGCAUGGCAUCUGGGGAUGGGACGAGCAGAAGAAGGAAGGAGUUGUACUCAGGGAAAAUUAUUUCAAGAAACAUCCUUUGACUGGGAAGCCGAUUGAUUGGUACAAUGACUUUUACUUCCCAUUCCUCAGUCGAUGGGCCGAUCGCAUGUGAGCUGUCAUUGAUAAUGACAAAAUGGUAUUCGUAGAGGCUAUACCGAAUGAGGUGAAAAUUGCCUUCAUCUUAGCCUGUGGCAUAUCACUGAAGACAGUCUCGACAGUUCUGUCCAGGCUCAUGGACGCCUGACCACCAACCAGGUAACUUAGUCUAUGCACCAUAUUGGUACAGCGAAUUCACUUGUAUUCGAACCUAUUGAAAUGUUCAGGGCCUCUCGCAGAUAAGUCUUGCUUUUCCAGCCACUCGCAUUACCUGCUUUACUUCCCACAUUGUAUAGGGCAUGUUCCUGUUGAAGGCUUUUUACUGGGGCCACAUUGGUGCUCGCAAUAAUUUCUCACUUCAGAU
Somion occarium is the source of this 1639-nucleotide messenger RNA. The record is from the annotation of a GenBank genome assembly. Lineage: Eukaryota; Fungi; Basidiomycota; Agaricomycetes; Polyporales; Cerrenaceae.